Messenger RNA from Silurus meridionalis, 8065 nucleotides. It is a transcript of the gene adcy1b, whose product is annotated as adenylate cyclase 1b. The record is from RefSeq and is a predicted model, not a curated record. Gene Ontology annotation, molecular function: adenylate cyclase activity. The coding region runs from base 164 to 3532 and encodes 1122 amino acids. The transcript has 20 exons. NCBI's taxonomy places the organism in Eukaryota, Metazoa, Chordata, Actinopteri, Siluriformes, Siluridae. Gene Ontology annotation, biological process: intracellular signal transduction; cAMP biosynthetic process; adenylate cyclase-activating G protein-coupled receptor signaling pathway. Gene Ontology annotation, cellular component: plasma membrane.
CUCUCUCUCUCUCUCUCUCUCUCUAUCUAUCUAUCUAUCUAUUUCUCUCUAUCUCUAGAGGGAGCGUGAUGUGAUGUGAUGCGCUCCGCUCCAAGACCGGAUCUUCUGUCGGAGGAUCCUCCACGCCGCCGCCGCCGCCGCUCGGCUCGUGAAUGGCCCUGACAUGGAGGAAGUCCCGUUUCAGAAAGUCAGGACGCGGCGGAAGCGGAGCCGCCACUGUCCGCCCGGUGUGCCCGCGGCCGCGAUCGCGUGCGAGGACGAGUUCGACUGCAAGGAGCUCGAGUCGCUGUUCCGCACCUACAACCUGAAGUUGGAGCAGACCUCCGCGCUCAAGGCGCUCGCUGUGCUCGCGGUGCUGGCGUGCGCGCUCGCCGCGCUCGAGGCGCUCUCCGGCCCGGGCCUGGCCGUCGCCAAAGCGUCGCAUCCGGCGCACGGCGUCGUGUUCGCGUCGCUCUUCGUCGUGGCGAACGUCAAGUACCUGCGCGUGGCGCAGCUGCAGCAGAUCGUCAGCCUCGCGCUGCUGUUCGCCUUCACCUUCGCGCUGCUCUGCUGCCCGCUGCCGCCCGUGACGCCCAGCUCGCACGCGCAGACGACCACGACCACGACCACGACGACCACUACGAACACACCGACGCCCGAGCAAGGGGUCUGGCAGCUCGCGCUCGUCACCUUCGUCGCGUACGCCCUGCUUCCGGUGAGGACCCUCAUGGCCGUGACCUUCGGCAUCAUGGUGGCCAUCUCGCACAUCGUGGUCACGGCGACGUCCGUUACCGCCAAGACGCACAAACUCUGGAGAGCGCUGGUGGCCAACACUGUGCUCUUCACCAGCGUGAAUCUGUCCGGUCUGUUUGUUCGAAUUCUCACUGAGCGUGCUCAGAGGAAGGCCUUUCUGCAGGCACGCAACUGCAUUGAGGAGCGACUGCGCAUGGAGGAUGAGAACGAAAAGCAGGAGCGACUGCUGAUGAGCCUUUUGCCCAGGAAUGUGGCGAUGGAGAUGAAGGAAGACUUCCUGAAGCCUCCAGAACGGAUUUUUCACAAGAUCUACAUCCAGCGCCAUGACAACGUCAGCAUCCUGUUUGCAGACAUCGUGGGCUUCACCAGUCUAGCUUCGCAGUGCACGGCUCAGGAGUUGGUGAAGCUGCUCAAUGAGCUGUUCGGAAAGUUCGACGAGCUCGCCACAGAGAAUCACUGCAGGCGCAUUAAGAUCCUGGGUGACUGUUAUUACUGCGUAUCAGGACUGACCCAGCCCAAGACUGACCACGCCCACUGCUGUGUGGAGAUGGGCCUCGAUAUGAUCGACACCAUCACGUCAGUGGCGGAGGCGACGGAGGUGAAUCUGAACAUGCGUGUGGGUUUACACACGGGUCGUGUGCUCUGCGGCGUUCUGGGCCUCAGAAAGUGGCAGUACGACGUCUGGUCCAACGACGUGACUCUGGCCAACGUGAUGGAGGCUGGGGGGCUACCUGGGAAAGUGCACAUCACCCGCGCCACGCUGGAGUGCCUGAAUGGCGACUAUGAGGUGGAGCCAGGAAACGGGCGUGAGAGGAACGCCUUUCUGCAGAAGCACGACAUUGAGACCUUCUUCAUAGUGCCGUCUCACCGUAGGAAGAUCUUUCCAGGACUGAUCCUCUCCGACAUUAAACCUGCCAAGAAGAUGAAGUUUAAAACGGUGUGCUACCUGCUGGUGCAGCUCAUGCACUGCCGCAAGAUGUUCAAGGCUGAGAUCCCUUUCUCUAAUGUGAUGAACUGCGAUGAUGGGGACAAGAGGAGAGUUCUGCGCUCGGCUCCGGAGAAACUGCGUAAUCGGGCCGUGGUUUCGGCCAACGUGACCCAGAGCAGCCCUGGCACACGGGUCAACCGCUACAUUGGGCGUCUGAUCGAGGCACGUCAGACAGAAUCUGACUCGUCUGACUUGCAUUUCCUCACGCUUAUGUACAAGUGCUCAGUGCGGGAGAAGAGGUAUCACCUCAUCCACGAUGAGUACUUCAUGGGUGCUGUGGUGCUUUCGCUAAUCCUCGCCUCCUUGCUGGGCAUUGUCUACCUUCUCAUCAUUCCUCAGGGGACAGUGGUGUUGGUGCUGCUGGUUUUCUGCAUCUGUUUCCUUCUAGCUUGUAUCAUGUACCUUCAUGUCACUAAAGUACAGUGUUUUCCCGGGUGCCUCACCAUUCAGAUCCGCACGGCCCUGUGUGUGCUAAUAGUGCUGCUAAUCUACGCUGUGGCUCAGGCGUGUGUGGUGGGCUGCAUGCCCUGGCUCUGGACUUCCACCUCUAACACCUCCAUAGUGAUCAUAGACAUGGUGGGCGGAGCUAACCACACCAUGCCGGAGCUACCGUGUGACGGGGUGCAGUACGCCCUCCUGGCCUGCGUGGUAGCCACGGUUACCAUGGCACUGUUCCUCAGAGUGUCCUGGCUGCCCAAGCUCCUCCUUCUCCUGGUGCUGGCCGUCAGCUUCAUCACCGUGCUGGAACUGAGCGGAUAUCGCCGGACCGUGACCGGAGCUGGUGUAGGUUCACUGAAUGUUCGCUCGUAUGAGCCGAUUCUCUCCCUGCUGCUGUUCUCCAGCGCUCUGGCCCUGCACUCACGCCAGCUCGAGCUCAAACUGCGCCUCGACUUCCUCUGGGCCACACAGGCUGAAGAAGAGAGGGACGGUAUGGAGAAGGUGAAACUGGACAACAGGAGAAUUUUGUUUAAUCUGCUCCCGGUUCAUGUGGCUCAGCACUUCUUAAUGUCCAACCCCAGGAACAUGGAUCUGUAUUACCAGUCGUACUCGCAGGUCGGUGUGCUCUUCGCAUCCAUCCCGAACUUCAACGACUUCUACAUCGAGCUGGAUGGGAACAACAUGGGUGUGGAGUGCCUGCGUCUUCUCAACGAGAUCAUCGCCGAUUUCGACGAGCUCAUGGACAAGGAAUGUUACAAAGACAUAGAGAAGAUCAAAACGAUCGGCAGCACAUACAUGGCAGCGGUGGGUUUGGUUCCCACUACAGGAAGCAAGGUUAAAAAGUCAACAUUAGCCCACCUCAGCACAAUUGCAGACUUUGCCAUCGAAAUGUUCGACGUCCUGGAUGAAAUCAACUACCAGUCUUACAACGAUUUCAUCCUGAGAGUAGGUAUAAACGUAGGUCCAGUGGUGGCCGGGGUUAUCGGGGCCCGUAGGCCUCAGUAUGAUAUCUGGGGCAACACGGUGAAUGUGGCCAGCCGUAUGGACAGUACUGGAGUCCCUGGGAAGAUCCAGGUAACUGAGGAAGUCCACCGGCUGCUGCAGACCGAUUACGACUUGGUGUGUCGCGGCAACAUCAGCGUAAAGGGUAAAGGUCAAAUGGUGACCUACUUCCUGGAAGGCAGGUCUCAAAACGCAGGUCCAAGGGCUCCCGAGCGCCGCAGGAGCACGUACAUUAUGGGGCGCGCUGCAAGGGUCGGGGUCGGAUCUUUAAAAAGCACUUCCCACAACACCGACCUGGGCCGCACUGCAUCUUAUAUUGUACACAAGGAGGAUGGCGAGGAGGACCUCGAAGAGGAGAAAGGAGAGGUUUAGAGGGGGGUAGUAGGGAAAAAAGGAAAAAGUGUCUGAAGAGGCUUCUCGUACCAUUUUCUUUGGACUCGGAUGAGGGUCCAAGACGAACACCAGGCAUUCGAAGGUUCUUUGAAGGAUACGUUUGAGACGAGGAACAAGGGUAUGGAGGAAUCUGAAAGCUGGAAUUUCGUCUUCCCUUUCUAAAUGAUCGAUGACCCGCUUUCGGAAAUGCUUCGUUCCUCUUUGAUUUCAACCUGCACACUUUUAUUCUCGUCUUUUUUCAAUUUCUGAUUGGACGGCUGGGGAUUACAGAUUACGCCCUGUUUGGCGGGUGACCUUUGUGCACACCUAAAAGGAACGAUUAUUUACAAUAAUUUCAAUAUUUCAGGACUGUUUUAUUUUUAUUUAUUUUUUUGUAUGUCUUACGUAUACGCCAAGUCUACCUGAUCUGAUGUAAAUAACUUCGAUGUUCUAUUCUAGAAUUGUAUACUUUUUGUACGCUCUACAGUGAGGUUGAGUAGAGUUGCGGUGAGUGUGUGGGUAUGCAUGUGUUUGAGAUGUAAUAAUAGCACAAAAGCCAUUUUUCAAAGCAAUUUAUCGACUAAAGGCUUUAUAGGCUUUUGUUUUGUUGUUGUGGUUGAUGGUAAUUUUCAAUAUCUUUUCUUUUUUCUUUUGAGUAGCUGUUGAUUAAUCAGGGAGGGUGACCAGCACCCAAACUGCUCUACUUCAUUUGAUAUUUUUCAGGUUAUGCGACUUGCCUUGCUGCGACGACGACUUUUCUAACGUGAGAUUUGUGGAACUUUCUUAUCAGGGGCACUUUUAUUCGACGUUAUAGACCGACUUAAGACGAGUAGAUGCAACUACGAGGACACAUACGAGAACACAAGUUCGUAACGCUAACAAUAGCCCUGGAGGUGGCCUCCGAGUUGCGAUUGAUGCAUCGUUUUUUUGGUAUUGCAUUGACACAUGGAAUCGUUGAUAAACUAAAAAAGAAUACUAGCAAAUGACGGUUAGCACAUUGCGAAUAUUUCACCCAUGGACGACACGAAUUUUGAUUAGAAACGUUUGAACUGUAGGGACCGUUUGCACUCGGAGGGCAAUGACAUCGUGUUGAGCGGAGUAUUCAACCGAUAUACAGGUAUAAGAUCACAGGGUGCUUUCACAUCUACAGUGUUUGGUCAGGUUGAACCCUAUUCUCACAUGUUCUCUUCCAAUUGGUUAGUUCUUUUAGCACUCACGCUUCAGGAACAAAAAAAAUGGUGGGCUUUGUUACUUCUAAAUGAGCCCUAGUUUGAACAUAAUUCUACUCAGAUUUGACUUCACCACAAAUGAAAUCAAAUCAUGUAUUUUGGGUGCAGUCAGGGUUGCCAGGUCUCAGUAAAAUUUUCGUUGUACAACAUCUUAAAAACCAUACAAAGAAAUACGUUUGUUGGAUUUUUUUUUCAGGAAUUUUUUUUUUAUUAUUUAAAGAUCUCGAGACAUGUAAUUCCAAUUACACUAUUGUCAGUCUGAAUGAUCGUUCUGAUUGGCUGGAUGUUUAGGUAAAAGUUCAGAGCGGUGAACACACAGGUAGUACAUCCAGUUCCAUACAGUGUCAGACAGCGAUUAUUUCCUAAUGACCUUACUGAAAUCCAUGGACGAUUUUUACAUGGGGUUUAACUUAAGACGUUCUCUCGUUAUGAUUUAGAGCAGAAUUCUAAAGCUGUAUUUAAAAUAAGUAUGUAAAAUAAAGAGCUUUGAGCUUUGAUGAGUUAUUAAUGCUUGGAAGUGACCAUGGUUUUAGGUAAUAAUCCACAACUAGGUGUGAGGUCUUACCCCAUUAUAACACACUCUGCAUCAUGUCAGGCCGGUUUUCCCCUCCAUAUCCUGCAGUAACCUCAUGUAACACUCUGUACCUGUAUUUUAUCCUUUGUUAGUUUUGCUUUUGGUAAGAGUUCUCAUAAUAUAUAAAAUCUCCUACAGACUGGUUUAAAAACGGUAACCCUGGCAACUCUAAUUUGCACAAUUAUAUCAUUAGACCAAGUUUUGUGGUGCACACUGAUCCAAAAAGACAGGGAUGGAGAACUUUAGAAAUGCUGUAUGGAGAGUAUUGGAGAUUCUACAGACUUAAACAAGUGAAAAAAUAAAUAAACGCAACACAAAAAAAAAAAAGAAAUAUAUAUAUAUAUAUAUAUAUAUAUAUAUAUAUAUAUAUAUAUAUAUAUAUAUUCAGUAUAUUUUAUAGUAUAUUCAGUAUAUUUUAAUAGUCCUAUGCACUCUUUGAUUGGCUGAUUUUUUCUUGCCCUUCAGUUGGUUUAGAACUCAUAGGUGUGAAAGCAUCCUUAAAUACGAAAUAAGUACCGCAGAAUAUACAAUAGUACUAUAUUAUACUGUACUAUAUUAGAAUGGGUCUGUAAAGCUGUACAGCAAGUUGACGGACGCAAUAAGUUUCACUCUUGCCAAAUGUUUAAAGCGAAGUAUUUAUUUAUUUAUUUUUACAUUCACGAUGUCAAGCUUUUGUACCACUCACAGCUUUAUUUAACGUGAUUUUUCUGCUUCAAAUUGCCGAGUCAGCAUAAACAAUAUAGUUACACAUAGGGGUCAAGGGUUAUGUUUGUUUAUUCUGCCAUUUUCUUUUCUACAGAACACCUAAAUUGCAUAAUUAUAUGGACAAAAGUAUUGGAACACCUGCAUUUUCCAGGCAUUUGUGGUCCUUUUUAACAAACUCUUAGCACAAACUCUUAGCAUUCAUCCUUUUUAGGAUGAAUGCAAACGCUGACUGCACACCAGACCUCCUCAUCUCCCCUACAUCAGCACCUGACUUUACAACCAUCCUUGUGGAUGAAUGAGCACAAAAUCUCCACAAAAUCUAGUGGAACAUCUGCCCUGAAUAGACAAAGCAUAUUAUAAAAGCAAAUAAAUAUAGAACUGGAUGUUCAAAAAAAGCACAUAAUCUUAUGAUCGGGUGUCCACAAACUUUUGUCCAUAUAAGUGUAUAAAUUAAAUGAAUCGCAAAUAAAUUUCUUCAUCAGGAAGACAGUGUUCUCUUUCAAGAUCCUGUCUUUUCCUCAGGCAUUUUCUCAACGAAUGUACAUUUCCCUUUAAGUGUUUUUUUUUCUUUAGUUUGUUUUUAUGUGCAUGCUAAGUGUAACAAAAGCUUUUUAAUGAUAAUGGAAAUGCAUCAAAUAAUGGUUACGCAUAAUGUCCUCUGCUUUUUUUUUCCUUUUCAUAUUGGUUUAAUACUGAGAGGCUAAAAAACGACUGUUAUAAAGCACUGGGACUGGAGACUCCUUCCAAAACUGUGCAUCUCCAUCCAAAAUCCUACAGCAUAUCAAUAAUAUAUAGUGACUAUCAAAAGACAUUGGACAAGUCUUAAACGAACUCGAUAUUAAAAUUGAGUUCGACCAAACAAAUAUAUAAACGUACAGACUUUAUUCUCAUAGGGGAAAAAAACCCUUCCUUAGCACAAAACAACAGCUUGACACAAACAAAGAAAUACUUUGCUGUGCCUCAUGGAAAACUUGCCAAAGAUGUACUUCACUAGUUGGAGGUUCCAUGUCCAUCCCAAAGCAGUUUAAUAGGAUUUAGGUGCAGUGACUGGGCAGGUUGUUCCAUGAUAAAUAUCCAUCCAGAUUAAUAUGUAAUGGAGUUGAAGUAUGAAAUGGUUGCCAUGUUGGUUCUCCAAGCUUCCCUGUUCCAAAACAACCCCAAACCAUUAAAGUUUCAUGUCCAUGUGUGAGUGUGGGGGUGAGGGAGUCUGAUCACAUCUUUUCUCCUGUUCUCUGUCUUACACAGAGUUCUUCUGUUAGAGAUAAUAACAAUGUCCCAUUUGGAUUUCACAGAACUUUAUUCCACUCGUUCAAUGUCCAAUUUUGGUCUGUUUUUGCCUUUUAAACGAGUUUGCUAGAACUCAAGAAACAUGCAUCUCUCAGAAACCAUAGAUCUUUCCAGACUUUUCACAGGAUCUGGUAAUAUUAACCUGAUAAUGAGUACAAGGAACAUCAGAACGACCAGUCAGAAUCAUUACAAUAAUCAUUAUUUGAUGUGUUUUUUUUCUAUUAUUUAUUGUUUUACAAUAAUCUCUGGUGUUAUAAUAUAUAAAUAUGAUUUUGGAUGAGAUCAUUGGUUAGUUAUGGGGCUUUAAUGGUUGGUUAUGGAGCUUGAAAACCAUUGGAUGGUUAUGGGGCUUAUAAACAUUCCACAGGCUUCGUUCAUCCUGAGCGCUUUUUUUUUCUUCUUCUCCACAGCACUUUGCAUGAACUCUGAAUACGUUUUUCUUUCUCUUCUCUACCGAAUCAAUAAUGAUAUGCGUCUUUUUGAACAAACUCGGCCUGGACACGGACUUCUCGAUCUCGUCUUAGACCGGACCACGUCAAUAAAAUACAACAAAAAAAAUGUUUUGCCUUAUUUGACAUGAUCUAGUGAAUGAAAUCUUUGCCUUGAAGCUCUCUGCUCUUUGAUAUUCAGAUGUACUGUUUGUAAAACGCAGUGGUGUGUGAAGCAUCUUCUCUACAAAGCUGAGCAGUAGAACAUUUUGUAACGAAUACAGCAUUGAAGUAAAACUCUUUAUCCACU